AUGGCCCAAUCCAUCUCAAACGACAAGCGGGAGUCAGCGACCACUGGUCCAGAGCGAACCAAACGCCGCAGCUCCGACAAGGCUCAUCGCCGCGAACUGUGGCCUCUGGAUACCUCCAAGGCCAAUGGGCACACGCGCCGCACGGGGCUAUCUCAGAAGCCGAUAGCAGCCAUGGCGUCCAAGGCAAGUAAGGUCGACAUCAAGCUCGAUCCGAUAUGGGAGGACCUCGAUUGGGCCAUUGGGCAGAUGCUCAUUAUGGGCUGGGAUGGCACGGAAGUCACACCACAGAUCCGCACCUUGAUCGAGGAGCAUCAUCUGGGAUCCAUCCUUCUAACGGCUAAGAAUCUCAAGUCUGCCCACCAGACAGCCAAGCUCGUACAGGAGCUUCAGACUAUCGCUCACAAAGCGAACCACCCACAGCCACUGCUGAUCGCUGUAGACCAGGAAAACGGUGGCGUCAAUAGUCUCUUUGAUGAAGAUUACGUCUGCCAGUUCCCCAGUGCCAUGGGCAUCGCCGCCACGGGCCGGGCCGAAUUGGCUUACGAGGUCAACAAGGCCACGGCAUCUGCCGUCGGAGCCUGUGGCGUGAACAUGAUGCUUGGCCCCGUCCUUGACGUCCUCUCUAAUGCCAGAUAUCAGCCUCUUGGCGUCCGUGCCACGGGCGAUGACCCACAGGAGGUCUCGCAGUAUGGCAUUGCAGCAAUGAACGGCAUCAGAGAUGCUGGGCUAGCCUGCUGCGGCAAGCAUUUCCCGUCAUACGGCAACUUGGACUUCCUGGGUUCCAGCCUCGAUAUCCCUAUGAUCACGCAGACACUCGAGGAACUUAGCCUGAGCGCUAUCGUUCCUUUCCGAAACGCCAUCGCAACGGGGAAACUCGAUGCCAUGUUCGUCGGCGGAUGCGGCAUUUCUAAUCCCUCCAUGAACAUCGCUCACGCUUGUCUGUCGGACCAAGUCGUCGAUGACCUGCUCAGGAACGAGCUGGGAUUUGACGGCGUCGCCAUAUCGGAGUGCCUCGAGAUGCAGGCCCUGAGCCACGACAUAGGCGUUCAGAAUGGAGUAGUGAUGGCUGUCGAGGCUGGGUGCGAUCUCGUUCUGCUAUGCCGCGCAUACGAUGUUCAGCUUGAGGCCAUCCGAGGCCUGAAAUUAGGCCUUGAGAACGGCAUCAUCACCAGAGGAAGGGUCAUGACAUCGCUGAAUCGGGUAGUCAAGCUCAAGUCAACAUGCACCUCGUGGCAGACAGCACUCAACCCGCCAGGCGUAUCGCUGUUAUCAAAGCUCCGGCCUUCACAUUUGGCCCUGUCCACAAAGGCGUACGACGACUCGAUUACUGUCAUUCGAGACAAGGAUCAACUCAUUCCACUCUCGAGGUCCAUGGAUCCCGAUGAAGAACUUUUGCUGCUGACGCCCCUGGUCAAACCGUCGCCUGCAUCCUCGCUUACGAAAAGCCUGUUGCAGUCGAAAGGAGACCAAAGCGGAGCACCACACAUCCACGAGAAAUGGGCACAUAGAGACAGAGGUUCGAUUAUGAGCGGCGAAGGAGUCUUCAGAGACUUUGGCCGAUCGCUGGCUCGGGCCAGGCACGGCAAACUCCUCCAUACAAGCUACACGGCGAAUGGGAAUCUAAUUCAUCGAGCAUCGACAAUCAUUAUUGUGACAGCAGAUGCAAAUCGAAACCUCUACCAAAGCGGGUUCACCAAGCACGUCGAGAUGAUGUGCUCAAUGCUGCGAUCAAGAGGACAGAAGAAAUCUGUCAUGGUCGUUGCUGUCAGCUCGCCGUACGACUUUGCUCUAGACAAGACCAUUGGCACCUACAUCUGCACUUUCGAUUUCACCGAGAACGCCCUAAAUGCCUUGGUGCGAGCCCUGUGUGGAGACUUUGUACCAAAAGGCAGCUUGCCGGGGACACUGAGGAAGAGCAAGAAGGUUCUGAAGUCUCGUCAAAAUUGGAUUGUGGAGGAGUACGACCGAGAGCGAGACGCCGAUGGCCUUCAUGAGCUCAUCAAAGCCACCGCACGAGCGAACUCGGCCGAUCUCGGUUGCCUAGAAACUGCUACUGCAGCAUCGUUUGAGCUCUUUAACCCGAAGAUCGACGAGACGCACUUCGUCGUCCGGAACAGCAGCACAAACGCUUUAUACGGUUUCGCUGCCACGUAUGCCAUUGAUAGGACAGGCAUCCUCGGCGCCAUAUUCGUGGACCCCUCCAAGAGAAACCAUUCCGUGGGACGGUCUCUGCACCGAAGAGCCAUUCGACACCUUACCAAGAAGCGAAGCAUCAAGAAGGUCCAGCUUGGUACCUGUUUCCCAGGCAUAUUUCUCGGCAUCCCCAUUGGGGAGGGCAUCGCCGCUUCCUGGUUCGCAAACAACGGUUGGGACAUUCAAUUUCCAAAACGCCUCACGAAUCUUGUCAUCAACGAUUUGAGCGCUUGGACCGUUCCUGAAGGUCUCUUGCAAGGGAUUCAACGAGCGAGCAUCAGCUUCGAUCUGAUACAUGGUCUCGAUAAUGGUGAUGCCGAACGGGUUCUUUCUCAUGUCAGCCAGCACGCGACUGCUGAGGUGUUGGAGCUGUAUAGGUGUGCCCUUCAGGAGACAAAAGCUUGUGGCAUCGUCCGAGCCAAGAAGGCAGAUGAUACUUUGCUUGGUACGAUUAUAAUUUGCAGCCCUGGGAGCCCGUUGGCAACUUAUGUCCCGCCAUUGAUGCCACGCCGUGGAGAAGGCAUCGGCGGGGUGCUGGCGCCCGUCGUGCCACCGACAUCCCAGGAUGUUCUGGUGUUACAGGGGCUGGUGCUGAUGGGCACACGACAAAACAAGGCGCACAAGUCGGCCAAGACGGUGCUGAGUUGGGUUCAGGAUGCUGCCUACGAACACGUUGUUGCCAUGGGCUUCGAAAUUCUCCAGUCAUUUGAGGAGAUCACGAACACUCCAGAUACAUGGGCCGACCUGAUAUAA
Verticillium nonalfalfae is the source of this 2946-nucleotide messenger RNA. RefSeq lists its product as uncharacterized. The transcript has 6 exons. Gene Ontology annotation, molecular function: hydrolase activity, hydrolyzing O-glycosyl compounds; acyltransferase activity, transferring groups other than amino-acyl groups. Gene Ontology annotation, biological process: peptidoglycan turnover; carbohydrate metabolic process. The record is from RefSeq and is a predicted model, not a curated record. Bases 1 to 2946 code for a protein of 981 amino acids. Lineage: Eukaryota; Fungi; Ascomycota; Sordariomycetes; Glomerellales; Plectosphaerellaceae.